AUGGCCCUGCAAAAUUUGCUUGCAUUCUUGAUGGUGACGCCCCUGGCGGCGUCUGGGACAACCAAUAGGUUAUCCCCAUUCGUGACUACAAGAGCCAGAAAAGAGGAAAAGAUGCUCGAAGAACUCACAGAACUGCAGGGCUCUUCUGCUCCCGGUGCUAGCCUUACACCCGAGAGAAAGUGGUUUGCCUUGAUGGAUACCUUGACAUUGUCCCGGCACAGAGCACUUCAGCCCACCGACACAUUGCUUGCAAUUGAAGCGAAAAUCAUGAGAAGAUGGGAAUUCGACAGUAUUGCACAAGCUGCAGCAAGCACAAGUACAUGGUUUUCGGGGACAGUGAGCGAGCAUAUAGUCUUAAAAAAGCAUCUGGAUGCCUCUAUAGGGGAAGUCUAUCAUGAUGUUCUAGAAAGCCUACCAAUGAUUACUGAGGAUGAUAUGGAUGACGUACCGAAUGAAGCCAGGAACGACUCUCCUAGUUGCACCUCAUGUUCGAAUACAGAGACAACUGAAAAUAAACAAUGGCAGGAAUGUGAAGAACCAAUUGAGACAACUGUUUACAAGAAUGUUUUGAUUUUGUUCCGAUUCAAUGAUCCGGAGCUACCCUUUAAAUUGAAGGACAUAAUAAUGUCAGAAUUGUGGCUACUUACACUACUUGAGGCAGGACUUCCUCCUUGGGCUAUAUUCCUGCAGUCUUACCCUGGAUUCUCGAGACUUUAUCGUCCAUGGAUGUGCCCGCUGGCACGAGCUUUGUACGUGCUCAUCUCAUUCGUCACAGUUGCCAUUGGCUUCUAUGACCUGUACAAAAACAUACCACUUCUUAAAGCAACAGCUUCCCAUUUAUCUGGACCUCUUUUCGAUUGGAUAGAAGCAUGGGAAAUGGUUUCGAGGAUCCAGUAUUUGGGAACUAUGCUGUUUCUACAUAACUUUCAGAAAGCUGUGAAAUGCUUUCUUGUGGUGGCACGGACCAUCUUCUCAUUCCUUUCUGUCUUUAUUCUCCCCAUGGCGCGACCAUUUAUCCGAAUAUUGGAAUUCUUCCUUCCUCUUGUGAGCAUGCUUAUGGACAUAGCAUAG
This is a messenger RNA of Andrographis paniculata, 1071 nucleotides long. RefSeq lists its product as uncharacterized. Bases 1 to 1071 code for a protein of 356 amino acids. The record is from RefSeq and is a predicted model, not a curated record. Lineage: Eukaryota; Viridiplantae; Streptophyta; Magnoliopsida; Lamiales; Acanthaceae. The transcript is spliced from 5 exons.